Messenger RNA from Emys orbicularis (European pond turtle), 2153 nucleotides. It is a transcript of the gene TBC1D14, whose product is annotated as TBC1 domain family member 14. Bases 16 to 2094 code for a protein of 692 amino acids. NCBI's taxonomy places the organism in Eukaryota, Metazoa, Chordata, Testudines, Emydidae. The transcript is spliced from 13 exons. The record is from RefSeq and is a predicted model, not a curated record.
ACCAAUUGGACCAAGAUGACUGAUGUAAAUGUAUCCAACUCCUUAAAUGGUUUGAGUUUGAUGGGAAUUCUGGACACCAAAGUGGGCAACAGUAUCCAGAAUCUUCAAAACUUGAAUUCAAGGGCCCCGAGAGUGCCCUCUUUGCCUGAGUAUGGACCUAGCCAGCAUUCUAGUGCUUUAGAAGAUAGCCGUAGCCUUAAAUCUGUAGAUUCUGGUAUUCCAACUCUAGAAAUAGGGAAUCCGGAGCCUGUUCACUGCAGUGUUUUAAAUGUGAAGAGAAAACAGUCUGAGUCUGAAAUCAUGCCCGAGAGAACUUUUCAGAAUGCAUGCAUGCUGCUGUCUUAUGUGCCUCCACUUUCUUUGAAUGCUGAACAUGAACACAGUGUACGAAAGUCCUCAACUUUUCCAAGAACUGGAUACGACACAGUGAAACUAUACAGUCCAACUUCCAAAGCUCUGAACCGAAGUGAUGAUAUCUCUGUCUGUAGUGUGUCUAGUCUCAGCACAGAACUGUCAACAACUUUAUCCGUUAGCAAUGAGGACAUUUUGGACUUCAUGGUCACAAGCAGCUCAAGUGCAAUAGUGACCCUGGAGACUGAUGAAGCGCAGUUUUCAGAUGUUACAUUGAAUUCCACUAAGGAGACCAAUGAUCAAAGCCAGCAGGCGUGUUGUCAAGAAGCAGAUGUGGACAGUAAAUUGAAAAUAUUGGGACCCUUCACUAGCUUCUUUGCCAGGAAUUUGUUUACUAGAAAACAAAACACAAGACUGGAGAAACAAAAUGAUUUGGGCUGGAAGUUAUUUGGAAAAGUACCUCUGAGAGACAAUUCACAAAAAGAUCCAAAGAGAAUACAGAAGGAAUAUGAAGAAAAAACUGGACGAGCUCACAAGCCACUCUCUCCUAAACAGAAUGUGAGGAAAAAUCUUGACUUUGAACCCCUCUCCACCACAGCGCUUAUUCUAGAAGACAGGCCAGCGAACCUCCCUGCAAAACCAGCAGAAGAAGCACAGAAACAUAGACAACAGUACGAAGAAAUGGUGGUGCAAGCAAAAAAAAGAGAGCUUAAAGAAGCCCAGAGGAAAAAGAAACAACUGGAAGAACGAUGUAGACUGGAAGAAAGCAUUGGCAAUGCAGUUUUAAUUUGGAACAAUGAAAUCUUACCCAACUGGGAAACAAUGUGCUGCUCCCGUAAAGUUCGAGAAUUGUGGUGGCAAGGUAUUCCUCCAAGCGUGAGAGGCAAAGUCUGGAGCUUGGCAAUCGGCAAUGAGUUAAAUAUCACCCAUGAACUCUAUGAUAUUUGCUUGGCUCGUGCCAAAGAGAGGUGGCGAUCACUUAGCACAGGAGGCUCUGAAGGAGAAUGUGAAGAUGCUGGAUUUUCUGCAGCAGACAGGGAAGCAAGUCUGGAAUUAAUAAAACUGGAUAUUUCUAGAACAUUUCCCAAUCUCUGUAUUUUCCAGCAAGGUGGUCCUUACCAUGACACAUUGCACAGUAUUUUAGGCGCCUAUACGUGUUACAGACCUGAUGUUGGCUAUGUUCAGGGCAUGUCAUUCAUAGCUGCAGUGUUGAUCUUGAAUUUGGAUACUGCAGAUGCCUUCAUUGCUUUUUCUAACCUUCUGAAUAAACCCUGUCAGAUGGCAUUUUUUCGAGUGGACCAUGGCCUUAUGUUGACCUAUUUUGCAGCAUUUGAGGUAUUCUUUGAGGAAAAUCUGCCAAAGUUGUUUGCUCACUUCAAAAAAAAUAACUUGACUCCUGACAUCUAUCUUAUUGAUUGGAUAUUCACAUUGUACAGCAAGUCUUUGCCACUAGACCUUGCAUGUCGUGUCUGGGAUGUGUUCUGCCGGGAUGGAGAGGAGUUCCUAUUCCGUACAGCCUUGGGAAUAUUAAGACUUUUUGAAGAUAUUUUGACCAAAAUGGACUUUAUUCACAUAGCCCAGUUCCUAACAAAGUUACCAGAGGACUUGCCUUCAGAAGAAUUCUUCACAUCUAUUGCUGCGAUUCAGAUGCAAAGUAGAAACAAAAAGUGGGCUCAGGUACUGGUUGCACUGCAGAAAGACAACCGGGAAGUGGAAAGAGGAAGCCCUUCACUCAAACACUGAAACUAUGGUUGCCUCAAAUGGACAUUCAAGGGAAAAGAAUCUGAAGUGGCAAAUGUAUG